This is a messenger RNA of Ostrea edulis (European flat oyster), 2568 nucleotides long. RefSeq names its product E3 ubiquitin-protein ligase TRIM71-like. The transcript has 2 exons. Gene Ontology annotation, molecular function: zinc ion binding. The record is from RefSeq and is a predicted model, not a curated record. NCBI's taxonomy places the organism in Eukaryota, Metazoa, Mollusca, Bivalvia, Ostreida, Ostreidae. Bases 654 to 2306 code for a protein of 550 amino acids.
CUUGUAGCAUCCAAUAGAGGACAUCUAUGUUCAAUAAAAUAUCUAAUUACGAAACAGAUGUGGACGACCCUGUGGUGUCUUUUAUCUCGACCCUGUGAUUUCUUUUAUCUCGAGUUCACAGGGAUAUAUUAAAUCAACAUAUGAAUGAAAAUUAUUAUUGUUAAUAAAUAAAACGUCGUUGAUACAUCUAAAUGUCGAGUUGAGGGAUAACACAAGAAAUAUUUUCUUAUGUAGAAGUUUGUUUUUAAUAAAUUCUACCUCGUAAUAAUAUUAAAACAGGUCAGCUAUUAGAAGAUCACAAUCCGUGCACAUAGGAAUUCCAACAGAUUGUUGGAAAACUUGAUCACCAAAGACAACGUAAAUAUUGUCAAUGUGGAACUCCAUCAUUUAUUAGCUUCAGAGUACUUAUGAGUAGAAUUAGAGUGAUGUUUAACAAAGUACAUAGUGUAAUUAAUCACUAGAUAUAAAUAUUUCGUUUUUUCAUUUUUUUUUUCAAUUUCCUUAUCUAAAACAUCAAGCACUUAUAACCAGGAAGUAUAUAAACAAAAUCGAGAGUUCUCCUCCAGUCUGGUGAAGAUAAGUACGAGACCAUUGAUUUCGUGUUCAUCAACGGUGAUCUGGGCGGUGACCGGAUGUAAAAGAAGAGACACACAAUGGCCGAGCGAACAAUCCAAGCACAGGAGGUCAUCACCUGUGACCUCUGUACCAAGCCAACCAUAAAUUUCUGCAACAGCUGUCAAGUCAGUUUGUGUGCAGAUUGCAUCAAUAAACAUGUGGAGAAGUUCGACUCCCUACCACAUGACAUCGUUCCUUUCAAAGACAGAAAUGUGGCUUUUCCAGAGUGUGAAUUUCACACCAACCAGAGAUGUGGGGCCUACUGCCAACAAUGUGAUGUUUCAAUUUGUCUGAAAUGCAUUCUUGGUCCCCAUAAUGGACACAAAGUCAAGAAUAUGCCGGAAAGUUUUAAUAACAGGAAAAGGGAAAUAGAAAAAGAAACCAAAGAAAUUGAAUUAACAAUUAUUCCGCAGUACGAGAAGAAAAGUAAAGAAACAGAAAGCAAAUUAUCCAUUACAAGGGCCGAAUGUGAUGAACUGGAAACUGAAAAGGAAAAACAGAGAAAAAUCUGGCACCAAGAAGUAGACACCAUUUUCAAUACACUUGGGUCCUUGAUCAAAUCAAUGAAAGAAAAUAACCUCGAUGCUCUCAAGUCCUAUCAAUCCAAAAUAAAUAACUCUAUUCCAGACAUGAUCCAAACUCUUCAUCAAAAUAAAAUCAUUAUGAAAUCAAAAAAAGUGUCUGAAGUCACCAACUACAAAUCCAAACUCGCGGAAUACAAGAACAUGCCUAUUGAUAUUGAUGUCGAACUGCCAUCACUGAAAACCAACACAGUCCAAGGGAGAGAAAUCAGUCUGGAAUUGGGAGAAUACAAGGCUUGCCUGACACAGACAACACUGUCCAGUCUGACAGAGGAAGUCUCCAAUUUAUCAUUACAGAAUCUGUUAGACCAAGCCAAAUCAAUUACAACCAUUUCUACUGGAGUUAAUCCUCUAUACAAUGUUGCCUAUGUGGGAGUAGAUGAAGCCUGGGUUAGUGGCAAAGAUAAAACAAUAAGUCGAGUUGACAUACAAGGGUCUGUACGGGACACUGUCACCACCACAUGUAUCUGGCCUGCUGACAUCACAGUGACCAGACAGGGAGAACUGGUAUACAGUGAUGGUGACAGUAGAACAGUGAACAUUGUCAGACACAAGGGAACAGAGACACUGAUAACCACACCACUGGGCUGGAAACCAGAUAGACUAUGCUCUACUAAGUCAGGGGACAUCCUGGUCAGUAUGUUUACUACUGAUUAUAGCCAAAAUAAAAUUGUCCGUUAUCAGGGACACACAGUGAAACAGGAAAUAGAUAGAGAUGAAGAUGGAGAACCAAUUUAUAAAGGAGGAGAAGAGUCACUGCAUGUGGUGGAGAACAACAAUGAAGACAUCUGUGCAUCUGACGCUAAUGAUUACACCGUCGUCGUGGUGAACAAGUCAGGAAGAGUCCGAUUCCGAUACGAUGGUACACCAGCCAGGAGGAAAGAGUUAUUUAAUCCUACACAUAUAGUGACAGAUUCCAUGAGUCAGAUCAUCGUGGCAGAUCUCAACGAUGCAUGUUUACACAUCCUGGAUCAGAACGGACAGUUCCUGAGAUGUGUGGACAAUUGUGGACUCGAUAAACCUCGUGGACUGAGUGUGGACAGUGAGGAAAGGCUGUGGGUAGGGUUGCUUUAUUCAGGAGAAGUGAAAGUGAUUCAGUACAUGAAAUAAACAUGCAUUGUUUACAACAUGCAGUGUAUAGACAUCAGAUGAGAACAAACAAUGCAUUAAUUCACUGAGACAUUUAAAGCAUAAUCAAGUUGUAACUGAAAGUAUUGGCACGAGAACUUCAUUUUACAUCUCCUUGGUUAUGUAAAUGAUCUAUUAAAUUGAGAAUUUGCAAAAUCAAAUUCAUACGGACAACCCGAAAGAAUCACAAAUACUCGUGUAAAACACAAAUUGUGAAUAGGUAUUAAAAAAUAUCAGACCCCCU